AAAAAAGAAAACAAACCUACUUUCUGCCUACAUGCAUUGUGCACAUUAAAAAAUAGUUUAAACAGAGCCGACUUCUAUUGUAGUACCUACUGCAGACGUGUUUGGUGGUGGUUUCGUAAUAGCCAUGGGCCGUGCUGGUAAGAUUGCAUCUUUGACUAUCUUGAUGAAAGUAGUAUCAUGUUCCAUAGUUGGUUUAACUUACAUGGACCUCCUCAAUUUGGUUCCAUCUACACCUCACUUGAGGGGCGAAGAUCCUUGCAAGCCACUUUACUGGUACCCUAGACAAAUUCCUGAUUACUGCUACGCUCCAAAACCUGAUGUCGCACCAAUGCCAUUGCCUUUACCUCCGCCUCCGCCGCCAAUGCUGCUACCGUUGCCUCCGCCGCCAAUGCCGCUACCGUUGCCGAUGCCUCCACCUCCAAUGCCGCUACCCAUGCCGAUGUAUUUACCAAUGCCGGGGCCUCUAGCACUGCCUCCACCGAUACCAGGACUAAUGCCUCUUCCACAGUACGCUGCACCCGCACCUAUGCCCUUGGGAUCUCCUGCAUACCCACCGAAUUUACUGCCAGGACCUAUUCAAAGAGGCUUAGUUCCAGGUGUGGAGGGUCUAGUAUCUCCUGACGGAGCUAUAAACAUUCUGCCAUUUUCGGAUGCGUAUUCAGAGCUACUGGAGAAACACAAACAGAAAAUGAUAAGAAGAAGGCUGCAAAAACUUCUCGACGAAUACGAAUACCAUCCGAAGAAAAAACAUCACCGAAGUCAUGGCUGGAUGGAUCAUUAGUAGAUAAUACCGGUUAGUUGAAUUGAGAUGUUUCCAUUAAAUAAAACAAAUAUAUAAUAAUUAAACAUUUAUUACAAGUAUUUAUUAAUAUAGGUACUUAUACCUAAGUUUACAUUAAAACGUGACUUAAACAAGA
This is a messenger RNA of Cydia fagiglandana, 917 nucleotides long. RefSeq names its product inverted formin-2-like. Lineage: Eukaryota; Metazoa; Arthropoda; Insecta; Lepidoptera; Tortricidae. The transcript has 2 exons. The record is from RefSeq and is a predicted model, not a curated record. Bases 125 to 781 code for a protein of 218 amino acids.